Messenger RNA from Pocillopora meandrina, 7916 nucleotides. The record is from the annotation of a GenBank genome assembly. Lineage: Eukaryota; Metazoa; Cnidaria; Anthozoa; Scleractinia; Pocilloporidae.
AUGGAAGAGUUGAGGAAGAUGUUUACAAGGGUCAUUUUGACUCCUAAACCCGUUGAGGAAAUGGAUGCACAGUCUUGUAACGCAAGCCUCCAUUUAAACGUCACAAUGCCAAUGAGUCGAGCUGAAGUGUACCCCGCUGAGUUGCGUGUUUGUCGUCGCUUAUGGAAAAUAUCUCCUGAAAGCUGCUCAACAGGUAUAUAGUACAACUCAGAGAGAACGAGAUAUAAAGUUUAUCAUAUUCAAAAAAACGUAUUUCGUGGAGUCGUUUCAGAGGGAACCGAAUUCGUUAUGGUCCACGUUCGAUCACCAACUUCACAACUUUGUUACAAACGGGAUUUCAACUGAUGAACAUACGUUUCCCAAGAAAUAAGCAAGACAGAGAUGAACAAAGGUAUGACAUUUUUAUACUCAGGGAAUGCUCAUAUAACGAACUUAAGUUAUUUUAGUUAAAGAGGACAGGUAUGCUGAUUUGCGUUCAAUCGCGCACAUGGCGUGACUUGACUAAUUUCGUGUCUAUUACGGUAUUUGAAAAUCAUUCCUUCCAUGGUGAAAAAAAUUUAUAUUCAUAAAUUUAGAGAGUACUCUGCUUUUGCGAGUGGUUCCAAAAUACUGAUCAAACCAAUUCUUACAAAAUUACGUUUUCCACACAUGAAAGAGUUCAUUUAAGAAUAUCCUGUGUAAAACUUCCUUGACUCAAUAUCUUUGAAACGCCAAUCGGGGAGGAGUGGUCUAUUUUCGGCCUUGCCUAAUGUCGUGAUCCCAUUCAGGUGAAUGCGAAUUUCGUUUUUCUCGAUAGUCUGAACAUGUCUCAGGAAAAAAAAAAAACUACAAAGCAUUUCAAAUCUUACCCGAGGCUACCUGUAUGCAUAAAAUGAGAGAAUUUAGAGUAUCAGCGCUGUAGAAAUUUGUUUAUCUUCAUUUGAUUUUUGCACCGAGGUUCUCUUAACCCUUUAACUGCCAUGGGUGACCAACACAGAAUUUCUCCUUACAAUAUCAAUACAAUAUCAAGCAGACAAGUGAGGAGAAUAAAGAGAAAUAUCAACAAGGUGAUUAUUUAUUGAUCCAAUAAUAAAUUUUCUGAACUAGUAUCUAAGAAAUGGAUGGCAGAUAAUAAAGAGAAUCACUAAUGAGAUCUUGGGAGAUAAAGGGUUAACUUCAUCUGAUAAAAUCAGAUCAGAACAAAAAAUAAAAAAAAUGGAAAAAAAAGGCUCCAAUUUUCCAUUAUUCAUGACAAACUUCACUGGCUUACAUCAAUAACGCUUGUUGCAUGUUACACCUGAUUAUUUUUUUUUCCGUCAUCUUUCAUUAACCCUUUAACUUCCAAUAUCUCUUAAAUACUCCUUCUUACUGUCUUUCAUACAAUUAUAAUGAUGGCAAUUUGGAGAAUUUGGUAUCAGAUCAAUUAGUAAUCCCAUAAUUGAUAUUUUACUUUAUUCUCAUCACUUGUCUGCAUAACACUGUCUAGAAAUUGUAAGGAGAAAUUCUGUCUCAGUCACUCACAGGAAUUAAAGGGUUUUUAACAACAGUAAAAAACAGUAAAUGCAAGCUGUUUACUAACAUUUUUUCCCAUGUGUUACAAAAAAUGUCUGAAGGAUAAAAAACACAAUUAUAGUCUCCAAUUGACAUGAAAAAAUGCUUGUAUUUUUGUCUUUGAAUAUUGUGAAUUCCUUAAAGCUCACAGUUUUCCUCAAACUUCCUUCUCCUAAAACUGUUCACAAUUCAGAACAAAUACUGUCUGAUCAAAUAUCCAUGCCUAUUGAAGCCAAAAUGAAGGAUGUUGUCUGUACAUGACAUAUCAGGGUAUCUACAUUUGUUGUGUUAUGAGUAAUUGUUGUUGUAAUUAAAAGCUUCUGGAAAUCUCCAGACUUCUUGGUCAUGCUGACAUGCAUACCAUAGAACUUUCUAGAACUUUUCAUCAAGUCAUGGUUAUAAUGUAAUACUACUUAUUAAAAAAUAAAUAGUUCUUUUGUAAAGCUUCUGGAAUGUUCCAGAACACUUUGUGAAUGUAUAUAAAGACUCAAUUAUGUAAUGGUAGUUGUUGUUGUUGUUGGGAGUUACUGACUGUUUAGAAAGCUAAACUGUGAGAGAGAGCUACAGUGGAAGAUUGCUAGUUUGAAGAAAUGAUGGGGAGAAAAUUGUGAGUUCACCUCAGUGGUGAGCUAAGACAUAGACUGUGGUGGGCUUAGGUGAGUUUAUCGAGGAUAAGUACUGUGCUGCCUUUAGGAGUAGUUCCUUAUUAAGAAUACUACUCAUUGUUUAAUGAAGUAGAUAACUUUGUAGGAUUGUAGUUUUUUUCUGUCAGUUAGAUUAUACUGUAACAGUAGUCCUUCAAAAAUCAAUUACAUUGAUACAGCACAACAUUAAAGUUGUUUACUUGCCUUCCAUGGGUAGGCUGCCCACUUUUUAUGACUCCAUAGGAAAUAACAACAUUGCCAGAAGUAUCCACACUAAAACUGGUAUCUUUGCUUCCAGCAGGGAUCCCAGUGGAAGUGGCUAUUUGACAAACCUAGGUAUAUAUUGUAAGAAUAAAUACGAGUUUAAGUAUAGCUAACAAGUGCAACAUCCAAAUUAAGGCCAAGGAAUACUUCAGGAGAAAAAUCUAGGCACCUUGUUGUGCCACUAGCCACUAGUUGCAUACUGCUUCCAAGAAAAGUCGCCACUGAUAUACUGCUGUCAGUCACAAAAAUUAAAACUGGUUUGAAUUUGUCCAACAAUUGUAGCACCAGGAAAAUUUUUCAUGGAGUAUAUGCAAUGCUAGAUCAACUUGUUCAAGCACUACACAGAAUAUGCAGAUCAAGGUCUGAAACUGGGACUAGCUGAUUUUCCAUGAGUCUCCUUUGAAGCCAUUGUUUGGUCUCAUCAUGCAACCUUGUUACAUGACAAGAUAAAUAAUGGCUGCAAAGGAUAUUAGUCUCCUAUGGCACUAAAAAUUGACCUUUGGCAACCAGACUUAUAUUUGGUCUUGAGAAUGUUCUUCAUGUUAAUCAGUGCUCAAAUAUUUUAUUCUAAAGCUCUCAAACAUCAUACACAACUGAUGAUUGUUCAUGGGUGAGAAUAUGCUUUCAGCAGAAAAAAAAAAUCACAUUCAACACUCUGCCUCUUUGCAAUUUUCUGAGGCAAACAUUUUACACAUUUAACUUUCUUACCAAGCCUCUAGUCUUAUAAGCACUAUGGAAUUUACACAAAAUGAGGAUCUCCUAGUAAAGCAGGCUAACAAUAAAAAUCAUGUACAAAGGAGAUAGGUUCCAAAGAAACUAUGUUGAUGCAUCCAUGGGGACUAUUACAGGUUAAUGUGGUUUAUAAUAUUAAUUGGCACUCAGGGAGGUUCUAGAGCUGAAGUUUCAAGCUUUAGCCUUUCAUCAGAGAAAAAUUGGUUCUGAUGCAGGGCUUACGCUUGAAAUGUUAGCUUUUGAAUUUCUCUAUAGUAGCCAAUUCACCUUACAAAACUGUUCCUUGACAAAAUUUUAAUGAGUACAUUGACAAUUUCAGGGUUUUUAAUUUUAAGCAUUAUACCCAAAUUCACUCACCAUGACUUGUUCACAGCCUUGAGGAUCAACUGGGUCACUGAAUGGUGUGCAUGGAUUCCAGUCAAAAAAGCGGCCAGAGCUGCCACCUAUGUUUGUGAAGCUAUUUCAAAUUUGAACAAAAAAGGGUAAAUUCAACUGUAGCAUUCUAAGCUUAUAAUCUUGGUUAAAACGGACAAAUUAAACCAAAUACUAUAAAUUAUAUACAGAUUUCUUCCCCUAACUCCUUUAACUCCCAGGGGUGAUUAACAUGUAUCUUCUCCCUAUCAUACCCAUGCAUUAUCCAGCUGACAGGUAAUGAGAAUAUUCAAACUUAUCUGGUAGACAUUAUAAUCUUGAUCUAACACCAAAUUCUUGUAACUCAUUUACAAAGAAACUGUAGCAGCUAAAAGGGAGAAUCAUAAAUCAGAUCUAGGAGGUUAAAAGGUCAAAGGAUGUUUUAAUAUUUCCUUGUCAUCUAAACUUUUCGCCGAGAACAGAUUCUAAAAACAUAUCGAGUAACAUGUAUAGUAGGUACGUGCAUAUUCCACUUGAAGUUUCACAAAAUAAAACCAACACUAAAUGACUGUGAAUAAAUAAAAUUCAUGUAUGGGAACUACAAAUAAAGACGUGCAUAUUAAAGCGAUCUUCGCAGUAAUGAACUUGAGCAGUACUGAAAGUGAGGCCUGAAAAAAAAUUCAGGUUUGUACGGGAUUUGAACCCGUAACCACCUCUGCGAUACCGGUGCAAAGCUCCACAAACUGAGCUAACUUAAGCCAACUGUGAGCUGGUUAUUAUGUCGGUUCCAAAUAAACUCGUAAAGUGAUGAAUAACUGACUGUGAAUAAAUGAAAAUUAAUCAGUGAACUGCGGAUAAAGAUGUGAAUAUGAAAGGGUUCUUCACAGUAAUGAACACUAGGAUCAAGAGCAGUGGAGUUGUGUUCUGUCCAGCACCAGCAGUACCACUUAAGAUUUUGAAACUUAACACCGUCCUACCUCGGUUUUGAACCACCGUCCGCAUCUUUCAAACUGACUCUCGAACCAUUCUUGAACUUACAUGUACAUACAUCAACCUUCUCGCAGGACUCUUCCGAUGAAGAAAUUGCGACCCUUAGUAUGAUGAAUAGUAGUAGAAGGCCUUUACUUCCUAAUUGCGCCAUUUUGGACAUAAUAUUAUUAUGUAGAUGUCUGUUCAGAUCAUGUACAUGAUCCAGCCAAUCAGGUACUGCGAUCUAUUUUGCAACAGCGGCGUGCAGAGGUUGUUCCAAAUUUACCUUUACCGGGAGGUGGGAGGGGGAACGGGCGAGGUUCGUUAACCGGUAAAUGACCUUGCAAUUCCCUACCCAUUUCAAAAUGAAAAAAGAGAGAUUAUUUAGAGUUCUGCUUGUGAGCGUUUUUUUCUUUUGCUAGCAUUGGCGGAGCAAAUUUAAAACGGACAGUUCAAAUUAAACCACCGGUGGCUCAAGCUUGCAAAAUGAGCAAAUGUGUCUUCGUUGCGCAAUGCAUGGGCGACAUUUAGGGUCACGAUAUGCGACUAAACUGUCGCACUCUCAACCCUAGGAUUCUAUAAAGGGCAAAGCAGAUGGCCUCAAACCAAAUCAGCUCAGAAAACCCACACUAUACAAAGGAACAAUCUCCUGCGCGAGGUAAUUUUGUUUAGUUUUUUUUCAAAACUAGUUCAGAUUUUUUAGGUUGAAGGUGUAACCGUUUAUUUUUUUAAAGCUCCUUAUAUUUCGCCCAUUGCGUAACGUAAGAUUUUUAUCUUAUUUACGGAGGCUCAUUUGCGAGCUUGGGCUAUCUGUGUUAAAACUAGGAAAAAGGUGCCGUUUUUAGAUCCUUGAAGCUUCCCUUGCACAAGCACUGUAUUUCCUCGAAUAAGCACCCAUGCUAUAAUCAGCGCUAUCCCCUGAAUUAAUUAGCACCAACCCAAGGCCGUAAUGUUAAAUAAGCACCCCUCUUGAAUUAGCACCCCUCCUUCCUCGAUUUCUAAAAUAGAAGAGUUACAAGAAAAACCUUUUUCUAUUGCCAUUUUAUUCAUAACUUUUUAAAGCGUCAACUACGGCGGAAUCGUCACAGGAGAAUAGACAGCGAAUCAAGGUUGGUUCCCUUUCUUAAUCGUACAGCUGUAAUUUAAGAACCAGUUAGUAUUCGUCUCUUGGCUGGCUAUUUUGAAUACAUAUUUUUAGAAUCGUAACGUAACACUGAAUAUGUACAUGCAACUUUAUCUUAUGACAAAUAAAAAGUUAUUGUUACUUAUCAGACUUAUCUGUUAUGGCCGGGGAGGGGGCCUGGGGAGGGGAGUUGGAGGUUUUCUAGGGAUCACUUGGUUUUCAGGGGUAACAGUCGUCUCAGUCGUCUCAGUCGUCUCAAAUAGAGUUUAAAAGAAGGACUAUACAACAUUGAUUGCCAAUUACCUUGCAAUGGGGGGUUGGGGGAGCAUAAGAAUUAAUAAUAAUUCAUAGUCUUAUGGGUGGUCACGUAAACUUAAUCGUGACACAACCAAUAUCCUGUGACACCCCAGGCGACAAAUAAUUAAUGACUGCUCCAUUACACAGUUAGGUGAACCUGCUAAAAUGUUUCCUCUCAAUCAAUACUUGUGCUUAUACUCAGAAUCCACAGCCGUUCACGCUGAGGGGAUGUGCUGCUCGAUGUGCUUUCAACGAAAUAAAAGUGUGACAUUUUGUUUUAGAGUAGAAACUUGCAUGCUAUAAAUGCGUCGUCAACCCCGUUUUAUCAUGCAAUUUCCCAGGCCCCAAAGAGAGUCACAGUAUAAAAAGGAGACUUUAUAAAUAACCAACCUAUACCAAGUCUGAAUAGAUAGCUUAUAACAAACUAACUAAUUCGUAGCUCGAUAUCAUUGAAGUCGAUUUUCUUCUUAUUGACUAAUGGGGAUGUUCCAUGGCGCACUUUUGGGAUUUUGAGGGCAAGAAAAUUUUGGUAGGUAGGAAUUUAAAAAUGGUAAGAUUAAAAAGCUAAAAAAGUUGUUAUCGUAUUACCAAUCUAAGUAAUUAAGAUUAGGUCUGUAAUUGGCCACAGAGUCUACUAUACUGGGGAAGGGGUUCUGAAAGGCCAGCGGCGCAUACAAGUACUCCCUUCUAUUCUAUUGUCAUGUAGGUUGCUGUGUUUUCUUGGAAUAAACUUUAGAUACACGGGAAAUUUAGACGACUUUUUCCUGUUGAAAUUGAACAAAAUUAAAAUCUUGUCACUAAAUGUAGUUUUCACCUUUUUUGAGAUUAAAGCGGAGCGCGAGUCACUCGCUCUAACCGGCUGCGAUCUUGCCUGGUCGACGCGUGCUCUGCGCUAACCUAAUUUUCAAACGCAUAUAGCAAGAAAGAAUCAUUUAUAACCACUGCUCGACAGACUACAGUUUUUUUAACUUAUAAAUCAGACCAAAUGUUUCAUCCUAGUAAGUUCUUUUGAGAAGAAAUGACGCGUUGUUGUGACCGUGUGGGUUACUUCUCUUCCCGGCCUCAAUUUUAGCUUAGCUUGGUAACUUUUCUUUUGCACUUAAGGCACGUUUCAUUUCAUUUUAAUAUCAAAUUUGAGACGAAUCAUCUAAAAUUCAAAUUAUACUUUUGUUUCAGGUGUUAAAUUAUGAUCACUUUCCGUAACCAGGAGGUCUUAGGAUUCGAGAUGCAUUCCUAAGAGUGCUGAAAAUCACUUUGACAAUUGCAAGGACAAAAAGUUGCUUUCCUUUUUUUUUUUAAUUUUCUUUUUUCUUUUGAAGCUGGGAAGAAACAUACAAAGGGAUCUGAAAAAGCCUGUCUGUUCAUUUCCUUUGAUUGCGUUCACUCUUUGAAUUUUAAUAGACCGAAAGUAGUUUCAUUAAUUUCUUGCCAUUAUUGAGUGUAUUACCGCAUUACGUAUUUUUGAUUGCAACUGGGAGUAGAGAAUGGUAUAAAAAGUAAAUUCCCUUUGAGUUUACUCUGUUACAUAAAUCAGUCAGACAGAAAAAGAGAACAAAAAAAUUAACCCUUUACGGCAAAUUCAAAUACUUUCACUCUAGCAAUCACACUGCUUACUAGCUUAGUUUUCUAAAGAGUAAUUUUUAACCCACUCAUGUCUUCAAACAAACUAAAUAUUCAAGACUUACCCGAGAAACACAUAGUCCAGUACUUGAAAGAGGAACAUUCCGUCCUGUAAGUCCCUGAAGUGGGCUAACGUUCCGUUAUCGUUGCUCUUCAACUGAACAAAUGUCUCGUUUAUGACGAAACACAAAGCAAGGUCUUUCCUUUGACCAUAGCAACCUUCAAUGUUCUCUGCUGAAUUCUCUUUCAAGGUCAAAACGGCGCUCUUAUCCGCCGCUGUGCCCAUCAUUGUAAGAACUAAGAAAGCGAACACGGGAAGUGAAGGAAUAGAGCAAGACAACCACAUAAUGGAUAUGAAAGUCGUUCGUCGCUCAACGCAGACGUGA